Messenger RNA from Entamoeba invadens IP1, 492 nucleotides. RefSeq lists its product as hypothetical. The record is from RefSeq and is a predicted model, not a curated record. Gene Ontology annotation, cellular component: mitochondrion; cytoplasm. The transcript has 2 exons. Lineage: Eukaryota; Evosea; Mastigamoebida; Endamoebidae. Bases 1 to 492 code for a protein of 163 amino acids. Gene Ontology annotation, molecular function: deoxynucleoside kinase activity.
AUGGUCAAAGAGUUUAUUGACUACUCCCCUGUGAAAGGGAAAGCGUAUUUAGAGGGAGAACCUGAAAGGGAAGCGUUUGCCAACACAAAGAGUAUUGUAGUGAUGGAGAGAGGACCUUUUGAUUCUGUUGGGAUCUUCACUCGACAAAGCUUAAGAGAAGGAAGAAUAACACAAGAAGGAUACGACUUACUAAUGCAGAAGGUUAGAGAAAUGGAGUUACAAUAUGGCAUCCCGUCGUCUACUAAUUUACAUAUAGAACAGCGAGAUAUGGCUUUAAUGAGUGCUCAGAAUGUUUAUGACUCACUUAAAGCAUCUAUUUAUAAAACUGUUGAAAAUAAGGGAGACCUCCUUAUUUAUUUGUAUUCUUCAAAUCCACAGAAACAACUUCAGAAUAUAGAAAAGAGAGGAAGAGAAGGUGAAAAGAAUUAUAACGUCGAUUAUUUGCUGAAGAUCAAUCAAGCCUAUUCUGACCUCUUUGCUAACCGAAACUAA